This is a messenger RNA of Catharus ustulatus (Swainson's thrush), 2089 nucleotides long. It is a transcript of the gene PROX2, whose product is annotated as prospero homeobox 2. Gene Ontology annotation, cellular component: nucleus. The transcript is spliced from 4 exons. Gene Ontology annotation, biological process: regulation of transcription by RNA polymerase II. Lineage: Eukaryota; Metazoa; Chordata; Aves; Passeriformes; Turdidae. Gene Ontology annotation, molecular function: RNA polymerase II cis-regulatory region sequence-specific DNA binding; DNA-binding transcription factor activity, RNA polymerase II-specific. The record is from RefSeq and is a predicted model, not a curated record. Bases 100 to 681 code for a protein of 193 amino acids.
AUGCGGCGGCGGGGGAGGGCUCUGGGGACAAUUGCCGUCUGCAGGGACGGCACACUGCUCCGUGCACGGCUGUGACACCCAGGAGUGCCCAGAGACCCCAUGCGGGGUGGCUUCAGCUCUGGAGCAUUGCCAGGCACACUGCCCUCCUCUCCUGAGCAUCCUCAUUUCGUUCCUGUCUUCUUCUUCAGGCAGAUGCAGGAGGCACUGACCCCUGGGCACCUGAAGAAGGCCAAGCUGAUGUUCUUCUUCACUCGCUACCCCAGCUCCACUCUGCUGAAGACCUACUUCCUUGAUGUGCAGUUCAGCCGCUGCAUCACCUCCCAGCUCAUCAAGUGGUUCAGCAACUUCCGUGAGUUUUACUACAUCCAGGUGGAGAAGUUUGCCCGGCAGGCCCUGCUGGAAGGUGUUGUGGAUGCUUGCACUCUCCAGGUCUCCCGAGACUCAGAGCUCUUCCGUGCCCUCAACAUGCACUAUAACAAGGGGAAUGACUUUGAGGUGCCAGGGCGGUUCCUCGAGGUGGCCAGCCUGACACUGCAGGAGUUCUUCAGCGCCGUCAGGGCAGGCAAGGAUGCCGACCCCUCCUGGAAGAAACCUAUUUACAAAAUCAUUUCCAAACUGGACAGUGACAUCCCAGAAGGGUUCAAAGCUGCUGGCUGCUCCCAGGAACUGCUCCACAGCUGAGUCUCUGUGAAAGCAGCCCUGGGUCGUGUGUGCAGCCACCAUGUGCGAAGCACCUCACAGACACUCUGUACAGCACCUGUUAUUUGGGGUACUCUUUGAAGGCCAUGCACUCUCUGUAAGACAGAUCCUUAGGUGAGGCCUAUCACUUGCUUCAUGUGCUGGGAUUUUAUGCUGUGUAUUUUAUUCUGCUGCUCAGAAAUGGUGAGGACUGCCAGAAGGGAGGGGCAGAGAUGAAGCCAUGAGGUUGGAGCCUGAGAAGUUGUCUUGCUGAGCUGCCUUCAUUCUCCCUUCCAGAGGGUCACAAACUGGGGCAAACAGCCUUGCUCUUUAUAAAACAGGAAGAGGUCCUAGUAGUGGGCAAAGUUUCCUUGGCACAGCAGACUAGCGGAUGUACUGAGUCCAAAAGCAUGACUCAGUUUAUGUCCAGAUACAACACACCAGUGUCCAAAGAAAACAGCUGGUGAAUUCCAGCAUUUCAAGCACUCCAUGGGGACAGUUGUUCUGUCUGGGAUAUGUAAAAACUAUGUUUGUCAUAGCCAGCAAGAAUAACACUCUCCUCCACCUUCCCUGUGCUGUUAGACAAGACUGCCCCUAUGCAGCUGUGUGCUCCCAGCAGUGUGCUCUGGGAUGCUGGAGGAGAGCAGGGUACACAGCCAGCACUGCUGGGCACUCCAAAGACCCUCCAUCAGCCCAUCACCUGGCGUUUAACAUCCAGGUUAAACACUCCCCCUGUUCCCUCACACUGUGUUCCUGCCAGCAAAACUGCGCCAAACAUCUCUACUCUGCACCCUGCCCUUGGUGAAAGAAUAGAAUGUUGUUUGGGAUACAGGUCCCUGUGGGUUUAACACAAGGUGGGAAAGAGCCAGGCCUUGACAUCUACAACCCCAUUGCUGUAAGGGCUGUAAACUCAAGGAGUUUUCUUUACCCUGUGGCCAAGACUUAGUGACCACUUUUCUACCUGAUGGAGCAUGGUGAAGCUUUUUGUGUUAAGGGCUCUAUAUCCUGACAGAGGUGGCAGUGGAGAGGAAAAGGCUGUGAAGAGGAGAGAGUCCUGACAGAGGCAUGGCACGAGGACACUGGGAGGGCAGUGAUGAGCAACAACACACCUGCGCAAAACCCUCAGGGAGAAGAAGACUGGGAAAAGGGCAAAUUUUGGGUGUGCUGUAAGGUGUCAGCUGGUACUAGAGAGCAGCAAGUGACUCAAGAGAAUCACAGCUCCAGCUUUAGACGAGUGCAUGGGGUGAUCCACAGGCAAUGCAUCUACAGGAGUAAAGAGGUGGUAACAUCAGGACACAAUGGGGAGCCCUGAAAUAGGGGCAGUGUGACAGUGGUUCCCCCAUCACAAGUGUGGCUACCCAGAUUUCCUGCUUCUUUUUGUAUGUUUAUUUCUCCAAGUUUAUAUAUUUUA